AUGGACGCCCUACUCGCUCAAUUACAUGCCCAAGGCGUGGUGGAAUCACCCUUCGCGGAAGAAGAAUGGAAGCUUCCAGUCGUUAAUACCCCGAUCAAUGAUCUCUCGCCGUCUUCCCCCUUCGAUUUCCCUCUAUACGAUCCAAUUCCUUUGCCCGACGAGGAAGAGGAGGCGGAACUCGACAUCGAAUGUAUUCCCUCUCCCCUAGCCGCCGUCCAAGACCUUUAUCAACUUGCCGAUGAGAUUACCGACAUAAACCUCCCUCCCGACCUUCCCGACCAACCUCCAAGCGAUGACUUCCAUGUUCGGCUCCCCCCUAUCAGCCCCACCUUUACCCUUACUGCUCUCAUCGACGCUGUCAAUCUGCAUGGCAAACAGAAUGGCUAUGCUGUACGCAAGGGUAGUACAGCUAAAGACAGGAAAGGCGAAGUUGCCUAUGUGUAUCUCACGGCAGCCGACGGUGGAUUAGAAGGUUUCAUCGAACGACGGGAGACGGGAUACACGUGUAUAGGUCGAGGCGUACGGGCAGAGGAGAAGCGGAAGACGCACGGCCCGGAGUAUAGAUCGUUCCGGUACUUUACUCGGUCGCGCUGGCUGGGUCCUUAUGCCCAUGCUCGUGCCAGCAUGGUCCAGCACAAACCACUCGACAGGUGCAAAGAUGUUUGGGAAGAGGAUAUCGACACGGGCGAGAUGUUCAAACUCCCUGGGCUAUGUCUCUAUACGCAAAGCACAGGCUUACCCUGCAAGCACGUGUUUGAUAGUCUCAUACGCGGAGUUAGAGUACAGCCUAUCAAACUACACGAGAUACACAGCCAUUGGCAUCUGGUACACGAAAAACAGCUGGUAGAAGAGGCUCAAGCGAUCGGGCAUUAUAUUCCCCGUAUCGUUACGAGGGAAACAGGCGAAUUGGAACUAAGAACGAGGGCAAACAUCGCUCCCCCAAUCGUCAAUCGAUACAUCCCUGUUGAUCGAGAUGCUCUACCACCGAGAGGAGAAGAUGAUCCAACCAUUCUCGAUCCCAUGAAGGCGGUACACGUGGGAAAAGAGAAAAAGAAAAAGAAGAAUGCUGUCGCGCCGAGCUAUCGACAGUCGCAUGGCUUGGCUGAAACGCUAGCUCGUGUCGAUCCACCGGCUGCUGUCGAUACCCCUGUUGCCAAGACAGGCAGAGCCUAUUCUCGUCACGAGAACAUCAUCAAUCAAGAACGGGCUCGGACUUCGAGCGCACCUACCACUACGGAUAGAGCUCCAGUCUCGUGCACAUCGCAACAAUCGAACAACGGUAGAGCGAUGAGCACCCUUUCCAUUGAAAGAACUCCAGGAACCGAUGUUCUCGAAAGGCAGGGGGACCUGAGCGUUGGAGAUCCCCCUUUCACUUCAAUUCACCUUUAUUCACCUACUCUUCAAUUCGGGACUCGUACUCGGACUUGGAAUAAGUGGGAUUCGUUCUCUUGUUUACUUUUCAAACUCAUUUUUGCAACCAUGCCGGACCUCGACUCCGAUGAAGAACUCCAGGUGGUCUCAAAGGCGGAUAAGGCCCUCUUGAACGCCCAGCAUCAGAUUCAGGCUCAGAACGAAGAGCUCGCAAAACUCUUUCGUCUCGAAUACCUCCUCGAAUGGCCGGAAAACCUGCCCCAUCCCGGUCUUAAAGGUCACCCGACCGGCUUCGUCUCGUUCGAGGAUUGGAUCGAUCAAUAUGUCGCGGCCAACAACGAGGCCCAACGUAUCGCCAAGGGGGGAAGGAAGGGAAUCGAUCAUUCCCCCUCCAAGAAGACUCGCAGGCAGAUCGUGUCGAAGGUCGACGGCGCCGAAAUUCCCUACCUUCCUAACGACAACACCAAGCCGGUCAUGCGUCUCAACACUGGGGCGUACGUCGCCUGUCUUCAGAUCAAGGUCGACAAAGGCGGGGUGAAGAACGACAAGGCCGGGUGGAGGGACGACCAGAUGAUCGCCAAGAUCAUCGUCGACGAGGAGGAACGCGCGGUUCUUCCUAUCUUCCCGCCCGUGGACUUGCUGAUGGGGUGGUUGAGGCCUAACCGAUCCGGGAAGGUCAACAUCAAGCCGAUCAACGGCUGGUUGGAUCAAUGGCGCGGUGGAUGGCAGGUCGCCUGCCUCGGUUGUUACCAAAGGGUGAUCGAGAAGAACGAGCCCCCUUCUUACAUCGAUGAGAACCAGCUCGUCAUCAGCAACCCCGGUAUCGAUCCCGACAACAUCCACCGCCCCUUCGUCCACUGUGUCAAGUACGGCCCCGUCUUCCUCUGCCGAAAGAACCUUGGGUCGCCCGACGAACGCACUUGCGGCCAAUGCAAGGACAAGAAGGCCGUCUGCCACGCUCGGGACCCUCGUGUCGGGGACAUCGCCAACGACCCUACCGCUCAUCCGAUGAAGAGGAUCGACGCCGUCCUCGAGACGAUCUUUUCCCAAGGUCAAAUGACCAAGGAGGCUCGACAAGGACACGUCCUGCUCAUUCGUGAGCAGUUGAAGGCCGGUCUCUGUCACGCGGCUCGUGGUCACGACGGGAACCACCCUUUCGUCUCCCACACGGAGCACAUCACCGGUUCCGACGACGAGAACUGA
Messenger RNA from Filobasidium floriforme, 2574 nucleotides. RefSeq lists its product as uncharacterized. Bases 1 to 2574 code for a protein of 857 amino acids. The record is from RefSeq and is a predicted model, not a curated record. Lineage: Eukaryota; Fungi; Basidiomycota; Tremellomycetes; Filobasidiales; Filobasidiaceae. The transcript is spliced from 10 exons.